GGGGCCCAGACGGGACCCCUCUGGGUUUGCUCGGAAACGCUGUGUUUUGGGGGGUGGCGCUUAUUAGCUAGCGCUUGCCCUAGUUUAAAGCGUGAGGAAGGAGGGGGCUUCUGAGCCCUGCCUUUGGGAUUUUCUGGUCUGAAGAGACACACGGAUUGCAGCCGAGUUCGUGGCUCAGAUGCUCAGAUUUGUGGAGGUCGUGGCAUUUCUCGUGCUUGAUGUCAGAGGGGAUCCGUGACCGUGGUCGUGGGGAGCCCCGGGAGCCCCUGCAGCACCUGCUGGGCUGACGGUGUCGCGGAGGCUGUGUCUGGGGGUGGGACCGGGAAAUGAAACGUGACAGAGAUCCUGUUUAGAUAUUCUGCUGAAGUUAUCGGGUUUCUUCGGUUCGAGUAUACCAGUUCUAGAACAAGUUGAUAAAUCCAGUUUUGAGACUUUGUGAGAGAAGAGAUUUGGGUGGCAAAUAGAUUUGGGAUCACCCCCAAAAGCUAAGAAUGUGUUUGGGGUAGCCCAAAUACCUACUCGUUCCCAUAUCCUCCUGGCAUGUUCAUUUUCUUCGCUGCCACAAAUGCCCUAGGCACGAGAAGGAUCCUGGAAUAAGAAGCUGAGCUAGCACAGGCCCGAGCCCCAGAUUGAGCUGUUUUCAAGUGAACAAACGUGUAACUAGGAAAAGAAUGUUUUUAUGAGCAGGGGUUGUUGGUAAGUUGAGAGAACUUGCUCUUUAAUUGAACACCAUCAGUCAAUAUGGGGUACUUGAUUUUUUUUUGUAGUGUCGAGUAUCAAGGGUCCUUUGGUCAAGAUAGUCAUAGAUGCCAUUGCUAAGUUUUGUGAUUCAAAUAGUCAUAAAUCAUAUUUUAACCAAAGCAUUUACUACAUAAAGGAGUCCCAGGUGAAUCCUGUGAAUCUCCAAGGAUUUUGAUAUUUGAGGGCUAUUUAAAAUGAAAUUCACAUAUUUAUUUGCAUUUGGCUUUACCUGGGAGAUAAUCCUGAGUCAUGCUUUAGAGAAGUUCCUUCUCAGAUCAGACAUUCAGAUGUCUGUGCUCUGUAAACAUUGGACUCUGCCCUUUACCUGUAGCGGACCUUUCUGGAACUCUGGGGAAAUGUGGUCUUAAGGACAUUGGAAGCACACUGAGGCCAUCACCACUUUUUCACCCUUUCUGCAUGCCUAUGCUCUAAAUUACUUGUGUUCACAUUCUCAAAUUUCUUUACCAUAGAAAUUUUGUUUACACUACUGCCAUUGGUAUAAUACUUGUUUUAUAUUCAUGAUCUUGUUUAUUUUCUCCAUUUCCCCAAAGAAGAAGCUGGGCAUAUGGGUGGUUUACUCAGGGUCUCAUAAUAAUGAAGCAGUUGGAAUUCUGGUCCUUCCCUUCUGGUAGUCAGUUCUCUUUCCUUUGCACUGCCUGCAUGUGACUUCAGAACCCUACUCCUGGGCUGUUGCACUAUAGGCCAGUUUUUACUUUCAUUUAGGGUUUAAAUGGUCUAAUUACUUUUGGGAGAAGUGAUAUUAUUUUAUCUCAUGGAAACUAAGGAUAAGAGGAAUUUAUGAUUUUGUGACUCUGACAGUUCUUUAGCAAUCAGUCACUUUUUAACCUAGUUCUCCUCUCUUCUAGACCACAUGGUUGAGAGAGGAGAAAAAAGAAUUACUUAAGAUCCAGGUUAGGUUAUUAUCCAGGGCUGGGGCGGUGGCUCAGUAGUAGAGUGCUUACCUAGCAUUUGUGAGGCACUAGGUUCGAUUCUCAGCACUACAUAUAAAUAAAUGAAUAAAAUAAAGGUCAACCAACAACAUAUAUAUAUAUAUGAAAAGAUCCAUUUCUGCAUUGGUUGAGUUAGGGCUAAUCUAACACCAUAAUCACAUUAUCCUUGUAUGUCUGGCUACUUGUGCUGGCUUGUAUGUGGAUGUUAACCCAAAAGACUCCUUUAGAUGUGGCUGAACUAGUUACUAUAAAAAGUAUUUCACUUUCAAACUCCCACGUUUCAAGAACAGAAACUCAGUACAAAGGCAAUUUUGAAGAGUUUUCCUGGAAGCUGGGCUCCUGAAAACGCAGCACUGGAACAGAUGGAUAAUGGAGACUGGGGCUAUAUGAUGACUGACCCAGUCACAUUAAAUGUAGGUGGACACUUGUAUACGACGUCUCUCACCACACUGACGCGUUAUCCAGAUUCCAUGCUUGGAGCUAUGUUUGGGGGGGACUUCCCCACAGCUCGAGACCCUCAAGGCAAUUACUUCAUUGAUCGAGAUGGACCUCUUUUCCGAUACGUCCUUAACUUCUUAAGAACUUCAGAAUUGACCUUACCCCUGGAUUUUAAGGAAUUUGAUCUACUUCGGAAAGAAGCAGAUUUUUACCAGAUCGAGCCCUUGAUUCAAUGUCUCAACGACCCAAAGCCUUUGUAUCCUAUGGAUACUUUUGAAGAAGUUGUGGAGCUCUCUAGUACCCGGAAGCUUUCUAAGUACUCCAAUCCAGUGGCUGUUAUCAUAACUCAAUUAACCAUCACCACCAAGGUCCAUUCCUUACUAGAAGGCAUCUCAAAUUAUUUUACCAAGUGGAAUAAGCACAUGAUGGACACCAGAGACUGCCAGGUUUCCUUUACUUUUGGACCCUGUGAUUAUCACCAGGAAGUUUCUCUGCGGGUCCACCUCAUGGAAUACAUUACAAAACAAGGUUUCACGAUCCGCAACACUCGCGUGCAUCACAUGAGUGAGCGGGCCAAUGAGAACACAGUGGAGCACAACUGGACUUUCUGUAGAUUAGCCCGGAAGACGGAUGACUGAUCCCCAGCGCUGGAGAAGUUCCUGGAAACUGACUGUCCCGGAAAUGGAAGAGACUUUUUUUUUUUUUUUUAAAUCCAUGUGGGGUUUUUUUUUUUUUUUUUUUUUUUUUUUAAUAUUUGUAUUUAUUUGAAGGCAUUGAGAACUGAGAAGGAAGUUUUAUGCUUUAGCAGACUCUUCCAUGUUUUGUUUCCUUUACCCUGAGUAUGCAUGUGCCUGUUCUGAGUCUCCAGAUACCUUUUUUAUAAAAAGAAAUCUGAAAAUCAUUAUGGUAUAUAAUCUAUCCUUAACAGAGCUUUUUUUUGUUUAUUACAGUGCUAAAAUGAUUUCUGAUAAAAUGGCCCCAAAUAACUAGAAGGCUAAAAAUACAGGAAUGAAAGAAAAAGCAGAAUACUCAUGAUGCCUUUGAAAAAAAAUCAAAUAUCAUGUAGGGUGACCUAGUUUCCAAAACAAUAAGCAGUAUUAAAAUAAAGGAAAACUGUUCCAAUCAUUUAAAGGUACUUAUUAAGUACUGCUUUUCACAGUUAUGACAACUGUUACUUUCUAUGCAUAUAAAUCAAGCAACCAAAUAUCUGUAGCCAUGGAAAUGUCUGACUAGAAAUAUUUAUAUUGGAUUCUGAAUACAAAAUGUCCCUGUGGUAGAAAUCUUACUUCUUAUGCCUGGUGCAGUAUAAUUCCCAAGUGUUCUGUCUACCAGGAAAAAAAAAAAAAACCUAAUAAAAAAUGAAAUAAGAAAAUUAGAUCUGUAUUUAUUGGUGGUUGUUAUUACUUAAAGGAGAAAAAUCAUAUUCAUUGUCUGAAGUAUGCAUUGUUUAUGUCCUACUCUUUGAGAGGACUCAAUGGAACCUUAGAUUGUAGUUUAUAAGAACUCUAUUGUGUCAUUGAAGCAAGGAUGGAUAGAAUUUGUCUCAAAGUCUAAAAGAGUGCAUAUUUGAAUGGUGAACGUGCUGUUUGACAAACUUUCCAUUGGCACUUAUAUUAAAGAUUACAGAUUUUUCUUCAGUUGU
Ictidomys tridecemlineatus (thirteen-lined ground squirrel) is the source of this 3771-nucleotide messenger RNA. It is a transcript of the gene Kctd6, whose product is annotated as potassium channel tetramerization domain containing 6. NCBI's taxonomy places the organism in Eukaryota, Metazoa, Chordata, Mammalia, Rodentia, Sciuridae. The record is from RefSeq and is a predicted model, not a curated record. Gene Ontology annotation, molecular function: protein binding. Gene Ontology annotation, biological process: protein homooligomerization.